Messenger RNA from Anopheles stephensi (Asian malaria mosquito), 7730 nucleotides. RefSeq lists its product as uncharacterized. Lineage: Eukaryota; Metazoa; Arthropoda; Insecta; Diptera; Culicidae. Gene Ontology annotation, cellular component: cytoplasm; F-actin capping protein complex. The record is from RefSeq and is a predicted model, not a curated record. Gene Ontology annotation, molecular function: actin binding. The coding region runs from base 623 to 7216 and encodes 2197 amino acids. Gene Ontology annotation, biological process: actin cytoskeleton organization; barbed-end actin filament capping. The transcript is spliced from 9 exons.
AGCUGUCAUCACAACCGUCACUGUCGCUGUCAAGGAGGAGGAGCUGCGUAUACGCUGCAAAAAAUAAUUUGGUUAGUUGGAACAGCAAAAGUGCAACAAUUUUGGUGCAUUAUUUGCAACUUGCGAGCCUUUUUCAAGUGAUCUGCACUGCAUACACUGAAAACUGAUCACCACCCGCUGCAACGCACAGCAAACAUCCCUCGGUGGACGUUGCUGUCGUCGUCGUCGUCGUCGUUGUGUUGCCUUCGCAAUCAGAUUAGUCACGUCAAAAUAUUUCCCUAUUUUCAUUUUUUCCUUUUAUCGUGCUUUACUUUCUCUCGGUUUCGGUGGUGCUUUAUCGGAACGCAUUUGCCAGAGAGUGUUGCGGAGAAGUGUACUGUAACGCACUUUGCCCGAAAGCUGAGCUUAGUGAAAACAAGAGUGGACAGAUUCACACGUAGUCCUAUAGUGAAUCUUUGCAGAGCAGACGGCAACCAGAACCGUACCUGUGCUCGAUUUUUCUGUUUGUUUCUGUGCCUCCGAGUGGAGCAGCUGCGGUUGUGUAUUGUUGCGUGCAUUAUUUGGCUAAUCAUCAUCUUGCUUCGUUCGGAAGAGUCUGUGAUACGGAAGUGACGCAUACAGUAUGACGGAACAACAAAUGGAUUGUGCGCUGGACCUGAUGCGACGACUUCCUCCACAACAGAUUGAGAAGAAUCUUAUCGAUCUGAUCGAUUUGGCACCGGACCUGUGCGAGGAUCUGCUAACAUCCGUCGAUCAGCCGUUGAAGAUAGCAAAGGAUAAGGAAACGGGCAAGGACUACCUGUUGUGUGAUUACAAUCGCGAUGGCGAUUCGUACCGUUCGCCUUGGUCGAACACUUACGACCCUCCGCUGGAAGAUGGUUCGAUGCCUUCGGAACGGCUACGAAUGCUGGAGAUCGAAGCGAAUCUGGCGUUCGAUCAGUACCGCGAGAUGUACUACGAGGGAGGUGUAUCGUCCGCGUACCUGUGGGAUCUUGAUCAUGGGUUUGCCGGGGUGAUUCUGAUCAAAAAAGCCGGCGAAGGCAACCAGAAGACGAAGGGCUGCUGGGACUCGAUACAUGUGGUGGAGGUGCAGGAGAAAAGCUCCGGACGGACGGCGCACUACAAGCUAACAUCGACCGCGAUGCUGUGGCUGCAGACCAACAGGCAGGGUUCCGGUACGAUCAACCUUGGUGGAAGCCUCACCAGACAGAUCGAACAAGAUGCUCCGGUGAGCGAAUCCAGCCCGCAUAUUGCGAACAUCGGUCGCAUUGUCGAGGACAUGGAGAACAAAAUACGCAACACGCUAAACGAGAUUUACUUCGGCAAAACGAAGGACAUCGUUAACGGGCUGCGAAGUAUUCAAUCGCUGGCCGACACCAAUCAGCAGGCAACGAUGAAGAAGGAUCUAGCGGCAGCACUGCAACGACGAACUGGCAAGAGCGAGAGACACAAUGUGUUUUCAGGCUUUACGAGCUCGAACGGCAGCGGCCCCGAGUACGAGCAUCUGAUGCAGUUCGAGUAUCUCACGACCAAGUACCGUGAUGUGGUGUCUCAGCUGAAGACGGUUUCGAACGAAAAGCAACGUUUGGAGCACGAUUUUCAGCUGCUGAAAAAGGAGCUCGAAGGAAAGGGCGACUUCUUCAACAGCUAUCACGAGUACAGCGCGUUGAAGCAAAAGUACGACACGUUGCGCCACCGGUACGAGGAAAUCGCUAAAGAUCCUUCGCACUGCAUAAAGCUGUGCGAGGAGUUGAAGAAAGAACGCAACAAAUACAAAGAGCUGCUAAAAGCAACAGAGGAAGAGCUGGAAACCGUCCUAUCGGAGCGGGGCAGUGUGCUGAAAGAGAACCAAAAGCUGUACGACAAGAACGAAGCACUCGAGCGUGAGGUGCAGGGAAAGCUGAAGGAAUGUGUGUCGUUGAAGGAGAAAAUCGAUCUGCUGAAAACGCGCCAAGAGUAUCAGCAGCUGUCGAACGAGAGCAGCUGGAACAAGGAAUUGUCCGACAGCAAGGAUAAGUUCAGCAUCGUAUCGGAGAACCUGGAAACGGCCAACCAAGAGAUUGAACGGUUGAAAAAAGCGCUCGACAAGUCAAAGGCAGAAAUAGCGAAAGCGAUCCACGACACGGAUGUGGCCAAGCAGCGAAGAGAUUGGGCGAUAUCGGAGAGGGAAAAGAUUGUGCAGGAACGUGACAGCGUGCGCAAUCUGUGCGAUGAAAUUCGAAAGGAACGAGAUACGGCCACGUCCAAGCUGCUGGCAGCGAUACGUGAUAAGGACGAUGCGCACAAGAGGAUCGAGCUGCUAACAGACCAGCUGGAGCAGGUGACACGGGACAGUAUUAAUAAUAAUGCCGGAACAGCCGCUCAGAGUCCGACGGGAGGAGGGAACCCGUCGCAGGCGAACGGCGCAGGGUCGUCGGGCACACCGACCACACCCAACGCUUCCCUGGUGUCGAUGAACAAUAGCAACAGUCAUCGGAAUUCGCAUUACAGCAGCUUUAGCUCGAUUUACAACCUGGAAUCGUUGCAGCAGUACGAUGUGGAGAUGGUUGAGAUCGAUACUUCGCCACUGUUGAGUAAUUCUUCCGACUGGGGUCUUACGAUCAGCGGCGAUCUCGAUCACAGCUAUGGGAGCGAUCAUGGGAGCAACACGAAGAAUCUCUGCGGUCCGUACGUGGCUGCCGUAGAGCACGAUUCAAUCUUUGCCGGGAAGCUUAAACCGAACGACAUCAUAUGCCAAAUAAACAAUCACGACUGUAGCACGUUCUCGCGCCGGAUGAUCUACCGCACGAUCCGCAACAGUGUCCCACAGUGCAUUAUUACGGUGAAGCGGCCAACGAAGCGUUUGCUGCCGGUGCAGAUCCCGUUUACCAGCACGAACCGCAACCAUGGGCUGUGUCUCGAGCUGGGGCUGUACAUCGCCAAGUUGGAACCCAACUCGAUCGCGGCUAAGGAUGGUCGGCUAGCAGUGGGGGAUCGCAUUUUGUCGAUCAACAACAAACCGAUGGAGAGCAUCAAGAACAUCAACGAUGUACACGCGUACAUCAACGAUAUGCGCAACAGCAGCCUCAAUCUGAUUGUGAUCAAGGAAAUGCUGGAAAGUCAUCCGAGCUAUGCGAGCUUCUAUCAGCCCCGAUUGAAACACAUCCGGAAUACCACCAGCUGCACGCAGACGGAUAAUUCGCUGUCGACGUUCGGCAGCAGCCAGCACAGCACCACCAACCCGAGCAGCGUGAAUACGAGCGCUAACGCGAUGACGAUGAUGAACCACCAUCGGUUGAGUCUGGAGUUUGACAACAACAACCACUUCCUGCCGUCGGCGAUGCCUUCCUCGUCCUACCAGCCGUCCUCCAGCACACCGAACUCCGUUACCGCAAGCACACCAUCGUCCACCAAGUCGGCCUCCAAGCUGACGGAAUUUAUUCAGAAAAUUAAAGACAAAAUGGCGAUAAGCAACCACAGCAAGGAAGUGGGUGGUCCGGGCGGCAGCCAGGAGCACGAUGCGAUCGCGGCACUCGAUUCCGUGCUGGACAGUGACGAGCAAUCGCGGGAUGGAAAGCGCUCCAAGCGUCGGAACAAAAACGAUCCCCACAGUCAAUCGGAAGUGCCGCGUGGAACGUGGCCAAGGGUUAACAUGACGAUACACAUCAACGAAACGCACCCGGGCACGAUUGUGCAGAAGAAAAAGAUAAGACCGCAGCUAACGAUACCGCGUGGGGGUGAUUUGGACAACAACAACUACUUCGCCGCCGUACUGAAUGAAGCCAAUACGAUUCCGACGAAUUUUCAGCCCGAUAAACUCACGGCCGGAGAAUCCCUUUCGCCGCAAGGCAUGCCUGGCGGUGGAGGUUCGGGUGGACAGGUUGGUAUGGGUGGUGGAGGGAUUGCCACCACGAGUAGUAUUGCACCGUCAGGAGCUUCGGCCGGUGGUGGACAGGGAACGUUACCGAGCUCGAGCAAACGAAACUCCAAUCCCGUCAUGCCGAUGGACAUAAACCGCCUUCUUGCCUUAAAGUAUGGAGAUGCGACAGCCGGCGGUGUGCUGGUGAGUGGUCCUGGCGGGAACGCAACGGUCGGUGCGAUGGGAAAAUCCCACACCGGUGCACCAUUUCCUCGUUCAUCUACCUACGACGAUCGGCACCACGAUGGUGGCGGGCUAAAUCUGAACAAGCAUCGCUUCAGUUUGAAUCUUUCCGCAAUGAGCAAACAGCCGAUGCAGCAGCAGCAGCAGCAGCAACAACAGAUACUGUUGCCACCGCCGCAUCAGCAACAAAACUCACUCGAUUUCAUUCCAAUUCCAACGUCCUCCUCGUCGCAAAAGAGCAGCCAUUCGAUCGAUUCCGUCAGCGCGUCACAUUCGCUUUCAAAAAGCCCGCCCGUGUACUAUCCCGGAACAGCUGGCGCGCUUGGCAUACCGACGUCGAAAACGACCGAAUUCUUCAUGACUUCCAAGAUUACGAAAUCGCUGUCGAAGUACUCGAGCGACAACGAGAGCAUUGACACGGAAACGCUUUCCAUCGGUGGUGGGGGUAGUGGUGGUGCAACGAUGGGAGGUGGAAUGUCGGCAAACAUUAUGAGUCCAACCGGUGGACAGGGAAUGGUUGGAGGUGGUGCUAGUGGUGGUGGACCGGGUAACACCAACACACUGCCGCUGUCGCACAUGCGCAAGCAACUGAUGGGUAAUAGUGGCACCGGGGGAUCGUCUUCGAGUCGUAGCGGUCACACACUCUACCCAGCCGCGACGGCCGGUUACGGUGCGACGAUCUUUCCUGGUUCCUAUCCACAUCCCUUCAUGCGCAAUCACCACCAGCCGGGAGGAAGCAGUAGUGGCGGUGGAGGAGGAGGAGGAGGUGGAGGAGGAGGAGGAGGAGUAGGCGGAGGAGGAGUAGGAGGUGGUGGAGGAGUAGGGAUAAGAGGAGGAGGAGGAGGAGCAGGAGGAAGUAGUGUGACUGGGGACACUUUGAUGGCAUUUCAACCGGGCAUUGUAACGAGCCCAGGCCCAACCGGACAUCAUGCGCACGUCGCUUCAAUGGACUAUUCCUACCGAUACAGUCAGAUCCAAUCGUCCAAGGAGGAUGUUCCCAUAUCGGGAUACAGUGGUGGCUAUGAAGGAGGAACGUUUCCACGCAACAAAAGUCACCUAACGAGCAACAGCAGCCACCAUCACCAUCACCACCACCAUCACCAUCAGGGAGGGUUCCGAAUUCCUUCGAACCAGAGCGUUACGAGCCGUGGCAGUGGCAUCAAGAUCAGUAACGGAUCGAUCGAUUGCAGCAGCUCCGAGCGUGCAUCACCGAUUCCAACGUUUGAAGUACAAAUCCUGAAACCCGGACACGUCCCUUCCGGGGGUGGCGGAUCUGGAUCGAACAAGCGCAGCUCCCUGCAAGACUACGGACAAUCUAAACCGAACGUGGGCGAGCUCCGGUUGGUGCAGUUCAACAAGAGCGAAACGUCGCUCGGCAUCAAAAUCUUCUGUCGACGUAACGGUGGCGGAGUGUUCGUGUCAAACGUGGGUGAAAAUAGUCUGGCCAGCAAGGUAGGAUUGAACAUCGGUGAUCAGUUGCUGGAGGUGUGUGGAAUCAAUCUGCGCAAAGCGACGUACGACCUGGCGGCGCAUGUGUUGCGCCAAUGUGGCAACUCCAUUACGAUGCUCGUGCUCUACAAUCCGAUCGUGUACAGCAAUCUAACGACGAGCGAGGACAAUCUGGCCCGAUCGGGUUCGCCAACUCCGCAGAACUCGCCCCGAACCAUGGGACGGUCGCUUAUAUCGGCCGUCAACACAACGGCCGUCAAUUCAAUAACCGGUACAAUGGCAACGGCGAAGACUUCUUCGCUCGUAAAGGCACAGGAGUUUAGCGAUAGUCUCGAGCAUCAAACACAACUGCACGACGAUGAGGAGGACGGUUCGGUCGCGGUCGGUAGUGUGUCCGGCGUGCAGGGCAACAUUUACAAGGAGCAACCGAGGGAAAUUUACAUCGAAACGCGCAAAACGUCCAACUUAGGAAUUACGCUUGUCGGAGGAAAUGCGUACGGCAUAUUCGUCCACGGGGUGCAGAAAGACUCUAUUGCCGACCAGGCCGGAUUGCUGGUGGGCGAUCAGAUACUGGAGUUUAACGGAACUGAUAUGCGCCGCUCGACGGCGGAACAUGCGGCACUCGAGAUUGCAAAGCCGGCCGACCAUGUAAAGGUGCUCGUGCUAUACAACAUUCAAAAGUUCAAUCAGAUCAAGGAUAAACCAGGCGAUGCACUGUACAUCAGGGUGGGAUUCGAUCGUAACUGCGAUCAGGGCGAUUCGGAGCUAUCGUUUACGAAGGACGAGGUGCUGUUCGUUGACAAUACCAUGUUCGGUGGGAUACCGGGGAAGUGGCGUGCCUGGAAGCUGGACGAGUACGGCCACAAGAAGCAAUGCGGCAUCAUUCCCAACAAGCUAAAAGUGGAGGAAGAGUUGCGACUGUUGGGUGAUCCGGGCGAUGUCGAUACAACGGCACGACGAGGUUCAACGUCAGCCCGCAGAUCGUUCUUCAAGCGCAUCAAACCUCAGCGAAGCUCGUCGCGCGAUUCAAAGGAGUUGGCCAGCUUCAGUAACACGCACCUGAGCCUGUAUCUCGAUUCCAGCUCACUCAGUGACGAUGGAUUGAGCAGCUACCAACGCGUGGAACGCUUGGAAUACACCUACCGCCCAGUAAUAAUAUUGGGCCCAUUGUCCGAGUUUGUCAUCGAUAAGCUGUGCGUGGAUUUCCCGGAAGACUUUGCCGUGCUGCAGGAAAGCCAGAAGAAGUGCACCAAGGACGAGAUGGAGCUGGCGAUGCAAAACAAUACCAUCGCUGACUACAAGCUACGCAGCAAUGGCAUCUUUGAGUACACAAGCGUGCAAGCCGUGCGGGAUAAUAAGCAAUGUCACUGCAUAUUGAACGUGAGCAUGGCUGCGGUGGAACGGUUGCAACGCGCUCAAAUCUAUCCGAUCGUGCUGCUAUUGCGCUUCAAAUCGGCCAAACAAAUCAAGGAGAUCAAGGAUUCGCGGUAUUCGACUGAUAAGAUUUCUGCCAAAGCGGCCAAGGAAAUGUACGAGCAUACGCUCAAGAUGGAAUCGGAAUAUCGACAGUUUAUUUCUGUUGUCAUUUCGGGCGUGAAUAUUACACACAUGUGUACGCAGAUCAAGGCAGCCGUCGAUAGCGAGCAGAAGAAGAUCCUCUGGGUGUCGAUACCGUCGCCGUUGUGACCAUCCCUGAGCUAUCUUCGUCCCGACGAAGAUGAACGAUUGGCCUAACCUGGUUGGAUACGCACACUGAAUCGUAUCAUCCGGUUCGGUAAGACGGUAUUGUGUAGAGAGAAAAAAGAAGAAAGAAAACACCACGAACCCGAAACGAAAUCAAAAACUGGAAGCUGGAACAAGUUUUGUGUAAGUACUGUGCAAUAAUAUUUACAUUAUGAAUGAAACGUGUUGGACAGCAAUUAGGGCAGUGUAUGUACGCCCUUCGCCCACGAUAAGAGAUCGUCUCGCGAUCACUAUUUAUGUAAUGCAACGCUUCAUCACACGUUUUUAAGACAUGGCGAGACAUCCAUCCUCCUAACGAAGAUAUUUGCUGGCGUAGUAGCGUAACGUUUAAUGAUACUUAAACGACACGGUGAUGUAUUUUGGCAUUUCAAACCCCGAGUAUAAAACGAGUAAAAAAAACACAAUCUUAAACAGAAUCUCACAAUUUUCAAAUCAAAUUUAUGCGUACACAUCAAAU